AAACUACACCGAGAUUUGGAAUAUUACGUUACAGUCCAGCAGGAAAAUGGCGACUGUCAUUCAUAAUCCUCUAAAAUCGUAAGUAAACUGCAGAUGGAUAUUCAUACGUUUUUGCACAGUCGGGUUGCAUGUAGUGAGUGUAUUCAGGAUGCAUACAGGGUUAAUCGCCUUUUUUCUGUUUGGAAGCUAGACAUCAACUCUUGUACCAUUUACUUGGUCAGUCUCCGUGUGUGUUUUCUGCAGGUACCGCUGCUUUAUGUGUUGUAUAAUAUGAAAGCAUGCUCUCAUGCACAAUCUGCACAGGAUUCAUCUCCAACACCGCGCGUAAAUACACGAACGUUUCCGCACUUGGUUUUUUUUUACUUACUUCACUUAAUGAAAGUUGCCACCGUCCUCAUUAUCUACCGUAUAAACACGCCUGACAGAAGUUUGCAUGCAGGGUUCCUUUGUCGAUGCACGACUGGUGAAUUUGCAUAGAUAAUUUCAUGCAAUUUGCUCCACAAAGCGCACAUUGAGAGGGCGACUCGUGGUUUAAUGCGCGGCUCGUGUUUUUGCUGCGGAUGCCAAAUGCAUUUAUUUGCCACAUAGCGCGUUAUUAUACGCAUUUAUACACGAAAACCUUCCGUUGGAAUCAAUCAGAUUGUUAUUAUGAACAAUGAUAUGUGAGCAGUUUCUAAUUUAAAGAAUUACAGAAUGGGUUUAUGCAGGAUUUUGCAUGGUCAUUUUGAGUAAAAGUGUAUAAAAUAAGUUUUAUCAAGCACUGAAAGAUGCUUAUUGCUUUUGUUUGUUAUUUUGAAUUUGUGUGUCCUAUAUUAUUCAUUGUUUUGGCACCCUUUGGACACCUUUCACAUUGCCAAAAGUGUGAAAAAAUAUUAUUUGCAUAAAACUUAUAAUGCCUGUUGGCUCUAUGUUCACACCUAAAAUGUGGUAACUACACUGUAAAAAAAGAAUAAUUGAGAAAACUUUGCAGUAAGAUUUUUUAAUUGUCGACGAUUUGCUUGGUCAAUGUCCUAAAUGACAUCUCAUCGUUGUAUCAGUUACGUUUAUGCUGUUCGGUGAAUGGUCACUACUAUCUGUUAUUCGUUUUGCCAAUAUAAACACUUAUAUUUGCUCAAUUGUUUUUUAUUUGUCACGACUAUUGAUUCUUCAUUCGCUAGCAGCCGCUUGCUAAUGGCUAUAGUUAAUGGCUUUCUCCGCAGCGAGCGAGCGUGGAGGCAGCGUGCGUCGUGAAUGCACCCUAGAGAUAAAAUCGCCUGCUCAGUUACAUGUGCGAUUAAACACGCGGCUGAGAAACACGUCGUGAGGAAACAGAAAGAUAAUUUUCCGGCAGACAAGCAUUGUUAGCUAAACUGAAAAAGUAGCCAAUUUACUUAUGUAAAUUUGGUAAAGCAGAACAACACCACAUUCUCUUAGUUUUUAUUUGUCAUGACUAUUUAUUCUUUGUUCUGCCAAUAUAAACAUUUAGCAGCCCUAGACGUCGGCUAGCAGUCGCUUGCUAAUGGCUAAAGUUAACGGCUUGCUCCGCAGCGAGUGAGCGUGGAGGCAGCGUGCGUCGUGAAUGCGCCCCGGAGAUAAAAUUGCCUGCUCAGUUACAUGUGCGAUUAAACACGCGACUGAGAAACAUGUCAUAAGAGAACAGAAAGAUAAUUUUCCGGCAGACAAGCAGUGUAGAUAGACAAGCAUUGUUAGCUAAACUGUAAAAGUAGCCAAUUUACUUAAGUAAAUUUGGUAAAGCAGAACAACACUGCUAUUAGUUCAUACACUUAAUACAGUUAAGACAAGUUUAUUUUCACACAAAAUACUUAAACAACUUGGAACGUGGUAAACCCCGUAGGUCUUCUUCGGCAGAUCUCAUGGGUCAAUGUCAGAACUGCAUCAUGGGCAAACAACAAAUUGCAAAUUCUGCUAAAUUAGAAUUACAUAUUUGGUCUCUAUUGAGGUGCACAUUGUUGGUCUGACAUGUAGUUUCUUAUUAAAUAAUAGCUAUUUUAAUUUUCUUUGUUCACCAAAUUAAGAAAACAAACUCUUGUGAAUAGAUUGUCUUUGAUUGUCGUUUUUUUAACAGUGUAUGCAUCCAUCAUCUACUUUAAAAAUCUGCUUUAAGCUGCUGUAUUCUACCGACACAGAUUAGGAUUUGGAGUAUGUAGGUAUACAGUAUGUGCGUGUGUUUGUGUUUUGUGUGUAGAGCAGCAGAUUAGGAGCAUCCCAGUACUCUCCUGGGUCCAUCUGUUGAGAGAGGGCGAGGUAUGUAAAGAGAAGACGCUGGGGCAGAGGAGGGAGAACCCCAUCUGCCCUUCAUAUACGGUGGGAUUUAAUCAGAUGGACUGCCCUAAACCAAACCAACCCCCACUCCAUUUAAUAUCUGGAAAAACAGAAAACAAACUGUGUGUGUGGGGGGGGUUGUGUUAAGACUCCACCUAAAAGAAAAUGGACAUAAGAACCAGGUUUUAUAAAUUAUUGAGACUGUACUCUGGAAUGUAGUGGAUAAAUCAUAUCCAGUCAAUACAGGCUUAGUUAUAGCCUUACUGGCUCCACUUCUACUUUCAGCUGUGCAAGAUGAAUUACAAGCAGCCAGCUGUAAAUAUGUCUGGCCCUCUGGACACAAUCAGACAUUUUUAGCCAUGCAUAUUACCUGAUUUAUUCAAACUCUUAUUUCUAAAAUAAAAAAUAAAAAAUCCUUCUUUCUGAUUUAAACCUUGAAGGCCCGCAGCUAUAGAGAGAUGACAUGAGAGGUAUUCAAAUGAGCAAAUAAAAAUUCAUAUGCAGAAGUGCAUUCAUGUGCAUAUUACUGUUCUCUUUUACCUUACUUCUUAUUAGGUCUCAGAGCUCAGGUGGAGAGCGGCUGGUCUGUGUUUGCAUGAGGACUGAGAGGGGGAAAUGUAAUGGAGAAGGUGAUAUUGUGUAUGUACUGCAGGGGUCAAUGCUUGUGUGUACGUUUUGUUGAAUUUGCAGGCGCUUGUGUAGCUGUUUGCCCUUCCCCCCCAUUUUGCGUGAGACGCGGCGUGAGUGAGUGAUGGAGGUUUUUUUGGGGCUGAGAAGUGGUGGGGGGUUGUCUGUCUGGCUGCAUUUACUGCAUACAUUUAUACUACAUCCUCAGCACAGGGGGGAACUCUGGCCUUUGUCUAAGAAAGGAAUGGGAAUAUCCGGGAAUGGUUUCCAGGCAUGUGGAAUUAAAUGGCCAGGGACGUUUUUCUUCAUGAAAGCCCCAUACAGUGAUCAAUCCUGUGAUUUUUUCCCCCCUGUUCUAUACAUGCAGCUGGCAUAUUUCCCUCUUUUUGUGAGUGAGUGUGAGAUUCCUUCAAGAAGAGUGGGGUGAUGGGAUUCAUCUGCGUGUCACUCCUCAUUUUUAAAACAGUGUUUUUUCUCGAGUAGACACGCUUUUUUCAGUUUUUCCUCCCCAAACCCGCGCUGAACUGAUGCGAGUUAUCGUUCUGCCCACGUCUUCUGCUUCUGCUUCCUCUCCUUCACCUCACCAUCCUCCGCCUCUUUCUGAGCAAAACAACGGCAGCAUCUGAAUCAGGGUUUCCCCCUACUUCUCUCCUUUUCCCCCCUCCGCCUGCACUCUGUACCUUUCCCUUUCAUAGCCUUUGUGCGUGUCUGUGUGUGCGUGCGUGAGUGUGCUCGUGCGUAUGUACAUCCGCACGUUUGAGAGAAAAUGAGUGUGACAGGGUUUGAAAGGGAACACGUGUGCCCCGGGACAUAUCGGACCCCUCCUCUUCCCUCCUGUUCUGCCUCCUUGGCUCCUCCUUUUUGUCCUUUUCCUCCAUGCCUGAUCGUCCUGCUACAAAGUGCCACAAUAAUGCCUACCAGUUCCUGCAGGCUGCUGCUCUGCACCUUCUACUGGGCGUUUCACCCUCUAGAAAUGGACUUAGCUUGCUGUUACUUACCAUUAUUACUUGUUUCUGGAUUCUUCUUAAAAUAAAGUCAUUCGUCUUAGUUUAUAUUAAUAGCAUGUUAUAUACAGGCUCUAAAACAUCUCAUAGGUUGGUGUUAUCCUCUAGAUUGCUGUCAAAGCACCAGUGUAUGUUACACACUGUCAACAAUCUAGAUGAUAGCACUACUAUGUUCCAAAACCUGCUCUCAAUGGCUCUACAACAGCAGCACAGCACAUUUGGUGAGAGAUUCACCCAAAAAUUCAAGUCAGUCCCAAGUUUCUUAAGUAUGAGGUGCAAAAAUAAAACACAAAAGCAAAGUACAAAGUGAUGAAGUCAACUAGGGAUUGAACAUGGGAUAUGAUAUGUCUGCUGGCAAAUAACCUGCCACGCACUGAUAACAGGAGCUGAUGUUUAUCUGCACCUCAUCACAUCUUAUCUUUAUCUUUGUUGCAUCGAUUUAAUACUGACAGACCAGAAUGCCCGACUGCUGAUUUAGUGAGGCUGUUUUAUUGUCAGGCUGAGAGAGUCAACAGAUUUUUUUUUGUGGUUUAGAGUCAGCAGCGGUAUCAUAACUGGCUGAUAUAUGCCUGAUACUGAGCAGCUGAGAGGGAUGAGGGAUUGACAGGGAGCGGCUUUCUGUCAAAGUCAGGUUACGCCUCAGAAGCUUGGAUGAUUAAACUCUAAUUAUGAUUACUCUGAUUAAACGGCACUAUUGCGCAAUGGUCAUUAUUUGCACUAUUGCAUCCAUAUUGUCAGAUUUGCACUUUACAUCCACAUCAGGACUGCCAUACUGUUUACAUUCACCUUCUUCCUUGUAUUUAUACCGUUACAUUGUUUAUACUGUUAUGCUGUUAAUAUUGUUAUCUUUAUUUUGUAAAUUGAGAGUAUUUAAGGUAGUCUUUUGUUUAGCUUAGAUGUUUAUUCUCAUAUUUAUUCUUUUAUAGUUUUAUUCUUAUAGUUUAUUCUUAUGCACUGUGGGUCUGAGAGGACUUAAAUUUCAUCUGUGCUGUAUGUUUAACAUGUAUUUGACAAUAAAGUUGACUUUGAUUAGCAGCUGCCUUGCUGCUGUUAAUAUUAGUAAAUAUUAGUAAUGGCUGCAUGUUAACAAGGGCCUGACAGAUUUAUCGGCGAGCAUCUUAAAUCGGCCAAUUUUAGCCCAUUUGAGACCAAUCGGUAAUCGGCCAAAACUCACAGAUUUUCGCCGAUAUUUUCAGAAAUAAAAUGCGGAGAGUAAGAUUUGGUUUCAAAAGUUCCCCGACUUAUCCUGUAGAUGGUGCAGCGAUCUCAUGACAAUCUUCAUAGUUAGUGAAAUACACAAUAAGUCAACAAGUUUCAGUUCAACCCACUUCAUGAUGUUCCCUGCUGUGCUGGUCUCGGUCACGCCGAGUUAACGGUGAAGCACCAUGUAAUAUGCAAGCUAAAGUUAGAGUUAGCCAUCUGCUAUUAGCCUUGCUACAAAGUUAGCCGUGCCAGUAAUGGUAGAAUAAACAACAGUACACAUUACAUGAUCGAGCUACUUCUCUUACUGAGGCAGCUGCAUGUCUCCAGAUGAGACCGGAAAUGAGUAACGUGAGUUAAGACGCGGAGGCACUGAUUGGCGAGGGGGGAGUUGAAAACGCUUUUCUGGUCCGAGUUUGAUCAGUCGGUCUUCCUGUCGGCGUGAAGAGCAGUAGCCUACAGUAUAUCUGCAGUAUAUACAGUAUAUAUAUAUUUUUCAUAAAUUCAUAAAAAAUUUAAAAAACAGACCGAUUAACCGGUAAAUCAGAUUUUUUUUCCCCAAAAAUUAUUGGUAUCAGCGUUGGCCCCAAAUAAUCCAUAUUGGUUGGGCCCUAAUAUUAACUGGAUUGGAUUUAUACUGUGGUUGAUAGUCUCCUUCCCAGAGUGUGAGCUCGACUGAUGUGGCGUCCGUCACAUGCACAUCCAGGCAGAUAUUGGCUGUGCGUCAUAUUGGGAAAACUAGAUUUAAAAUAUGUGGGGAAUUUUCCCGCUUUCUAAGUACUCAUCUUUCAGGAAUUGAAACGCUAUCGGUGGACACGGGCCCUUAGGCUUUUACACAACUAUAGAUAUAAGAAUAUCAAAUCAGAGGAAUGAACAGUUGCCUUGUUGGAGUGGAAUUCUCCAAAGUUAUUAAUGGUUUAAAGCAAAGCAUCCUCUUUAGAUUUCAUUGAAGGGGAAGACGCUGGAUUGAGUCUGUUUACAUUCAUGCUUGAAAUGUAGUAGAAGUGAUUAAACAGUAAUUUAAAGUUGAUUUCCAGCCAAUAGACAGAUUUUUUAUGAUCAGAGAUCUCAUUGGGGAACUUUUGUCUACAAUAUGGUGGAUAUAAGACUACUGUGAGCUGCAAAGAACAGACAGAAAUACAUGACUGGUUUAGAGAUUACUUCAGAUUUGAUCAGAAAGUCAGAUUAAUCGAGCAUCCUCUACCCCUCGGCUGAAGAUUAAGUGAACUUUUGACUGUCUAUCAUGUAGAUAAGCUCCGUCUGAGUUAGAUUUUACCUGGAAACAUCAACCUUAUCAUGAGCGGCUCUGUACCGCCAUUGCUUCUGUGCUUUUGAUAAGACUGACCGUCACGCACAUAGCCCGUUUGUGCCGGUAUGGGAGCAAUCGAGACAACAACACGCAAGUGCGCGCACACAACAAAUACAGAUUCCAUCAGUAUCCAGGACGCUGUUGACCGAGAGGAAUGUUUUCCCCAACAUGCAAAAUACUCGACUUACAUAAGCAGCAUCACAAGGAUCAGCCAUACCGACGACUAAUGGGUACAAAAAGGAGCACAGUACAAUCUCUGGUGGGUGAAGCGGGUGAAUCUGAGGGGAGGGGGGGAGAUGUCUGUCAGGACACGCAACAAUCACACAGAUGGUCUUACAGGCAUACAAACACAUGCACACUUUACUUUCACUCAGCUGAAUACACCUCUCAAAUGAAUGCACAGCAGGCACAGUUGCUUAUGUAAGAGGUUACAGUGCCGCAGACACUUUGCUGCUGGAAAAGUGAAGGAAAAAAAAAUGCAGGAAAUAUGGGAUGACACGGGGAGGAAGAGAAGGAGGAAAGUGAGGAAGACAGAUGCUGAGAAAUGCCUUUAGGUCCACACAGACACACAUUAACACGCACACACACACACGUCUCAGCUCAUAUAUUUAUAGUGAAAGCAGUGACACCGGGUCAUAUCUGGAAAUGUGAGUUAUGUGAUAGGAAGUCUCUUUUGGAGAUCUGGAUUUAUACCGAUAAGUGGGACUGCUGGUUUGGCAAACACACACACACACACAGACACACACACACACACUGAUAAACAGCUGUGUUUCUCAUCUGCACAGGUCUCCUGACAUUAACCUCAGCCAUGUCUACCACAUGUGUUAAAGUCCCGACAGAGUACUGUAUCCACACUAUGGCACUGAAGGGGGCACACGGCGCUGCGACUUGAUGCUGCUCUACUGUUGAACACUUUAAAGCUCCCAUGAGGAUAAUUGUAAUGAUAAUUAUGCAAAUGAGACAUCACACUGCAAAAAAGGAAUUUCAAGAAAGGAAACAGCCUUGUAUCAAGGAAAUGAGUCUUGUUUUUUGUACAAGAAGAAUAUUCAUCUUGUCAAGCAGGUUUGGCAUUAGAAAAAUUAUCUAAUUUUAAGAGAAAAUGACUUUUUCUUGAUCAGAUAUUCCAGGUAAUUUUGAGAUAGAACGAACCAGAAAUAGAGUAAAAAAGUGUUAUACAAUAAAAUCCAGCAGAGCAACAAGAUCAUUCGUCUCAUUUUAAGAGUAAGACAUAUGUACAACUUCUUUAAGAAUGCCAUGAACAAGAACAGUUGAUUUUUUAAAUCAACAUUUCCAUUGCAGGUUAUCUGAACUAGGGCCCGACAGAUUUAUCGGCGAAAUGAUUAAAUCUGCCAAUUUAGCCCGUCUGAGACUAAUCGGUAAGCUGCCAAAACUCUCCAAUAUUUUCCAAAAUAGAAUGCGGAGAAUACGAUUCAGUUUCACUUCGAAAAUGUUCCGCCAUUUGAAAAGUUCCCCGACUUAUCCUGUAGAUGGUGCAGCGACCUCAUGACAAUCUUCAUCCACUAACUACACUGUUAGCCGUGACAAUAACAGUUACACAUUACGUGAUCGAGCCACUUCUCUUAUGAGGCAGCUGCAUGUCUCCAGAUGAUAUUUUUCUGGUCCAAGUUUGAUCAGUCAGUCUUCCUGUCGGCGUGAAGAGCAGUAGCCUACAGUAUAUCUACAGUAUAUACAUAUUUUUUGUAACUUAGCUGUUUUUGCCUUGCAGCAUUAACGAUCUACUGUUUCUGUAAUCGUCUUCAAUUCCUUCAAAUUCUACGGAGGACUAUGUCGAGUUCAGCUUUUCUUAUGUCUCCUACAGCACAAGAAAACAUUUCUAUUCAUACUUUCAUUUCUACAAAUCAAGCACCUCUUUCUUUCCCCUCCAUAAAUGUUUCUCCUUUCUUCUUUUUCACUUGCAGUACCUGGUCAAGUCCCUGUUGCUCGCUGCUCCGACCUCUUACCCUUUUUCCACUCAACCCCCUUUUCCUCACCCAUCCACCCUCCACCUCCAAACACUGCACAUCUUUGUGAGCUCCAGUGUGACCAGAGUGCUGGUCUUUGUCCAGCUUUGGCAUUCUUUACAUAUCUGUGAGGAGGAUCCACAGAGCGACCAUCUCUGCUCGGCAAAACCUGAAAUCACCCAUAAGAGCAGAUUCCCCUUUACAUCAGUCUGAUUUGAUGUCAUUUGUGCCAAAAGAUGAUUUAUACGGGCUCCUGCUGGCUUCAGGUCAGACCUAUGAGGAACUAUCAGUCCUCUAUCUUCUUGUCUGGAUUUCUGCCAUAUAAAAAAACAUAACAGACGCAAAUUAGAUUAAAGUUUGUCCAUCUUGGUUUGUUCUGUCCAUCUAUAAUGCUGUUACUUGCAGAAAUCUUGCCUCUGAACUGAGACUGUAGGGAUAAUAGACGGCUCACAUCUUGAUUUAUCCUCUCUUGUCAGUUCAUAGUGUGUGUGUGUGUGUGUUUGUGUGUGCAGUCCUUUUAUUGAGCAGUAAUUUAUCAAUCUGACAGGGUGGAGAAUUUCGUCUUUUCUUACGGUGUUUCUCGGUUUCCUGCAUGUGUGUGUCCUCUUUAAGCUCUUCAUGCUUCGUCUCAAAGCUCCAAAUCCAGGUCCUAGAGUGAAACAGAGCCAAACUGUGGAGAGGAGCCUGCUGUAUGAUAUUAGACAAACAUUAACCGGGUCCGAACAGGGUCCGCUCGUACUUGAUUUGCUGACCGUACCGAAUCAUCAGCCGCUAUGCACAUGUUCUGCCACUAACAAUCUGAAAUUUUUCAAACAGCAGGAAUGACUCAGCGCAUAGAAAGCAGAAAUCAAAGCAGCAUGCUGCAAAUAGCAAACAGACUAUAAUAUUAUUCCUGGGUAACAAGAUCUCCAAAGAGGUCUUCUCUAACCGCCUUGUGAUACUGCUUCAGUAGUUGUGGAAGUAGAUUGUAAAAGUGAGUUUUAUGCACGGUUAUUUGUACAUUCUUAUUUGUCCUCUGGCUGUGUUCAGGCUCGGUGACCAGUUCUACAAGGAGGCGAUCGAACACUGUCGCAGCUACAAUGCCCGCCUCUGUGCGGAGCGCAGCGUGCGGAUGCCCUUCCUGGACUCACAGACCGGCGUGGCGCAAAACAACUGCUACAUCUGGAUGGAAAAGCGUCACCGCCAACCAGGUGAGGCGCUACAGCUGAUCGAAACAACAACCUCCUGAUACAAAUUUGACCUUCAGUUCACUUAAGUGUUUCAAGCUUUCCUUCACUCUUACUCGUGGUGUGAUAAUAGCAUAACUGUUAUUGCUAAUUAGGAAUACAGGUAGUGUAAAACAGCUAUCUUCAGUAUGCUCCAAAAUAUAACAUUAAAUCUGUUCAACUGAUAUAAAAAAAAAACCUGUAUUAUAAAUUUGUCAAAUUGUCGACAAUUUCUUGUCAUUUUCUUUAGUCUUAUACUGCGUUCCAGUUACCUUGGAAGUCAGAUGUCCAAGCUGGGAAUGACGUCACACCCGAGUUACCAGCGUGUCAGUCACCAAGUCAGAAAAAAAGCAAAAUCGGAGGCAGAAACAAGAUGGCUACAUCUAUGAAAGUUAUUUUAGCGCUUGUUAUUUAAGUUAUUUUAAGUUAUUUUAGCAUUCCCUUUCGUCGAUGUAGCCAUCAUGUUUUCGCCUCUGAUUUUGCUUUUUUCCGACUUGGUGACUGAAACGCUGGUAACUCGGGUGUGACGUCAUUCCCAGCUCGGACAUCUGACAUCUGAGGUAACUCGAAUGCAGCAUUAGAGACUGGGGUUGCUAGGUGAGCCAUAUACAGUAGACAGACACCAUUAAUUCAUGAAAAGGUCAAAUGUUUUUAAGUGUUAUAAGAGGUGUUUAUAAGUCGAUUAUUUCACCUUUGGACAGAGUCAGACUGGCUGACAGGUAAAAACUAAAGUUUAGUGAGUGUAUUUGUAUUAGAGGUACUAAUUUGAACAUUGAAUAAUUUUAAUUAGCAGCCUUUUUCAAACUUUGGUGCAUAUUUUUUGGUUUUAGAUAUAUUGAAAUACGGAUACCAGAUAAUACUAGAUAAGACAGAUAGACUGAGUCAGAACAAGCAAGCGGUCAGCAACAUUCAUCUCUCGACGGGGUGUCUAACUCUGUGUUAUGGCGUGUUUGACCCUAAGUUAAUUUUACGCUGGAAUAUCCCUUUAAUGCUUUGAUAACUUAGCAUAUUAACACUCAAGCUGUUACCUGUCCAAAACCUCAUCUCUAGCGGAUUGUAAAACAUCUGUCUUGUUGGUAUUGAACGUCUUAUGCAGAUACGAACAGAAGCAGAAACGCAUAAAUGUUGCAGGAGGUUAAAAAGGUGAGCUCACGCAUCUCUCGUCAUCGUACAUAAAAAGUCGACCCACUUGCUGGAUUUCCCUGAGACGAGAUGUCAGGAUGCUUCCUGCACAUCUGGGUCGCCUGUACAGCCAAAGGGAACAAUCUGCUUUCUACAGAGAGACGGACACAAAUAGCCUUCGCUCCAUCUUGUAUGCUAAGCCCUUCAGGCCACACCCUAUACUUUGUGGCAGACCUAACUCACAUUAUAUGCAUUUAUUCUAGGUUUGUCCCCCCUCCCCCUCCUUCUCUCCUGUUCUCCAUUUUGAUCUCCUGAGCUAUUGCAGAAUUACGAUCUAAUAUAAGCAAAGACAAGCAUAUUUAGGUCAAGUUUAUAAAAACAUUUACAGUUAAAAUAGAUUUAUCUACUCAGAGUACAGCUGAUAAAAUCAUCUAGACAUCUACCGACACUUAGGGAACAUAAACACGGUCUGAAAUUCAGCUUUUUGCGACAAACAGUUUCUUGGAAUCGAGCGAGAAAGCAGAAUUUUGUUUUAAACAUGAACCUUGGCUUGAGUGCUAAAAUAGGGACAUAUUAAGUAUCUGGAAAACAAGACCAGUCAACUGUGUGUGUGUCUGUGUGAGUCUGUGUGUGAGGUCAAGGUCUCAAUGCAAGUUUUGUUCAAAUUGUAAGCCUGCCAGUGGUUGUUAAAAUUCUUCCUGUGUGCCUCUUUCUCUGCAUGUGUGUACGUCCACAUCAAUACGCGUUUCUGUGUGCAUGUGUGUGUGUGUGUGUAUGUGUGUGUCCAGGCCAGGCGGCGGGACAGAUGUACACAUACCCUGCUCGCUGCUGGAGAAAGAAGAGGCGACUCCACCCUCCCCUGGAUCCACAGCUCCGCCUGUGUGAGCUUCGACUAGGUAAGGCAAACAUACAUUUACACGCACAAAAAAACACACAUAAAGUCAUAUCGCACAUUUAUUUGCAUGCAGAGCGAAGACCAAUGGUUUAUCCAACAAAGCGCACUUUUACCGGUGCACCCGACCACUUUUUCCUCACACUGACUUAAUAUGAAUGCAUGCAUGUUGUUGCCUUGUGUGUGUCUGCACAGAGCUUCGAGGUGUGCUCAGUGGCCUUAGUGCUCCCUAUCUGACCAUCUGGCUCUGGUUAGCCCGUCUCUCUCGCCAGGUCUCCAGGUUCAUUCUCUCCCCUGAAUCAAUGCCUCCUCUCACUGUUCUCUGGCAGUACACACACACACAUACACACACAUGCACGCACAUGCAAAAUGCACAAACACCCCCACACAUGACUCUCCAUUGCAGCACCAGAAGCACCCUUACUGGGCCUCUAUAAUCAUUUGUCCAUGAGGCAUUAGAAUGUAAGUGAGUCUUAUGAUGUGGAAGUGUGUGCUUUUUUGUAUGCCUGUGUGCAUCCAUGCAUGUGUGUGUUUGGUGUGUGCUUGUGUGUGUGUAUGUUUUAGGGGAUUUUAGCAAAAGGAAUGCCCCAGGAACCUGAUAAGGGGGAGAAAUAAAAGCAGGCCUUUGUUUCGGCUUUUCCACACUAUUGUUUCCCUCUCACUGUCUUCCAGACGCAAUUUAAUACUCCAGAGAUUUUCUACCAAGAACCGUUUCGGCUCUAAGGAGAGGACGGAGUCGUUUUAAAAGGGGAAAAGAAAGAGGAGCUGCAAAAAUCCAACCAACCUAAGCCCCUCAUAUUGGAAGAAAAACUAGAAAUAUACCAAGAGAAGCAGGAGAGGCUUUUGUAACGGAGGGUGAAAGAGAAGUUUGUUUUUCAGGGAUUUAGUUCUGCAGUUUGGCCCAGAUAUCUAUCAUAACACGACAGAGGAAUGUGAGCGCUCCCAUUUCAGUGCUCUUGGAAAUGCUUUAUGUUUAUUUAAUACUUCCUGAGCAGAGAGGUUUGUCUCUUUGAGUGAAGAUACGCAGAGACUCUGUCACAGGGUUACUUUGACAUGGUUUCAAACUACAGCUGAAUUCCCUGUUUGGUGGAUCUUCUACUUUUUUUUUCAUGUCGCAGCUCGAACUGGAAGUUAAACUCAGCUGCCAUUUUGAUUCCAUAUGUGUGAAAUUUUUGUUAUUUCUUACAUUAACAAUGCAAGUAAAGGUUUGUCCACUUUCCUGUUUUCUUAAUAAAGACAGAAAAACCUGGAAUAAACUUACAUUAAAAGAUAAGGGCCUGUGCACACUACAAGCAUUUUUGUGCCAGCAGACCUAUUUGCUAAACAGAUUCACAGUAGUUUGCCAUUUUUAUAGGUGAGGCUAUUCUGAUGCCAUAGUUCACAUUUAGUUACCUCCUGACCCCCUGUUAGUGUCAUAUCUCUGGUAACUGACCAAUCAAAAUCAACAAAGGGCCUCUGACAGCGGCACACAGGAGGAAGUGAAUGACUCUUGUUGUUUUGAGGUCCAGAGCAGCUGCUGAUUCUAUUACAUGGUUUCUAUCGAGUCUUCUUACAAGUAAAGAUGAAGAUGUCAUUUCCUACUCUUCCUUACUAAAGACAGAAAAACCUGAAAUAAACGUGUAUUAAAGGUUAAGGGCCUGUGCACAUUACAAGCAUUUUUGUGCCAGCAGCACCUUUUUGCUAAACAGAUUCACAGAAGUUCGGCAUAUUCAGUGAUUAGCAUCCUAGGUGAGGUUAUUCUGAUGCCAUAGUUCACAUUUAGUUACAUGACCCCCUGUUAGUGUCAUAUCUCUGGUAACUGACCAAUCAAAAUCAAUAAAGGGCCUCUGACAGCAGCACACAGGAGGAAAUGAACGACUUUUGUUGUUCUGAGGUUCAGAGCAGCUGCUAUUUCUAUCAUAUGAUUUCUAUCGAGUGUUUUCUUUCAAGUCGAAGCAAAUCUAAAACAUAUUAAGGGCCCGAUCUACUAAGAUCCCAAAUAGCGAGCGCUAAAUCGCGAGUGCAAACUAAAAAAUUGCACAUGCUAUUAGUGGGCGUGUUGCACGCGCUGUUUUGCUCAUUUGACAGACGCAAUCCUCGGUGCACCCGGUUAGUAGAUCAGGUUUGUGUGCGCUAUCAAGUUUGCAUGUGUUUUUUCACACACAAACCUUUAGUAGAUCAGGACCUAAGUGUUUCAAAAACCCAGAUGAGGCCCUUUAAGUUGGGGUUGGAGGGACUACCAGUGCAAAAAUAAAGGAAAUAAUAAUGCGGUUAGUGGACACAGGCCCUUUCUUUUUACAUUUUAGUAGAUUGAAGCUCUUGAGUUUAACAUGCUUACUUUAUUCAUAUCUUUCAACCUAAUUUAAGCCUUUUGGUUGCACAAGUGUUUCAUCUUUGCACCGUAGGAUCUCUUUUUUUUGCAAAGUUGCAUUUUGUCCUGGUCUAAAAUUCCUUGUACGGGUAAAGCCAUUAACCAUGUGGGUUGUAAACUUCCUAGCAUCUUCCUCUAGACCACUCUGUCUCUUAAAAACUCUCCUCUUCGAACCCUUAACAUCCAAAGUAGAAUAAUUAAACUGACACUCAGCUGUGGACAUGAUUGAACAUGUCCCUGGUAAUCUAUCAGUCACUGGAUUCUCAUAUAUGGAUGUUUGAGUGUGUUUGAGGUGUGAGCUGAAGGAUGGUGUUGCUGCUUUUUCCAGCCAACGAGAAAAUUCAGCUCUAUAGUCUCACCUCAUUGCCCUGGAGACUUAAGAGAGAGGUGAAGAGGUCAGGAAGGGGAAUGAGGAUGGGUGAGAGAAGAGAGAAAUGGGAAUUUUAGUGAAGGAGAGGAAGAAGGGGCUGAGCAGGAAAGAGAGGAGACAUAAUAUAUUGGUUAUUGGGGGGUGGGGUGGAGAUGGUGGCAGGUUUAGGGAUUGGGAUGAGGAAAAAUGAGACACAGAGGCAAUAACAACACCUCCGCUCCUUCCCCGCCUUUCUUAUCACAUCCCCGCUUUCAUUCUGUCUUUAUCCUGGUGUUAGCGUUCAAAGAUGUGGGCGGAGUCAGAGCCGCUGCAACUUCAUCUCCAGGGAAAUGAAAAAAGGGAGAGGGAGGAUGAUGAAGUCAAGGCCAGAAAGAAAGCUUGUUUUUUUUCAUUCAGGAGCAAACAUUGUCAUCUUUUAUUUAGAAGCUGCUGCAUUUUAGGCUUGGUUGAUUUGGAUCUUGAUCAUGCAAACUCUUGCAGCACCCACACAGACACUGGUACCCCUCUGAAGAGUCAGCAAAGAGGGUAACAUUGUUAGUAAGGACAUCAGUUUACACACACCUGUCGUCUUUCUCUUGUUUCUUUUCGCCUCUGCCUCUUUAGAAGCCGAGCUAGCCCCCAAGCGUGAGGUCCCGUCAGGAGAGGCCACAGCCUUGGAGGCCCUCUUGAGGGGGGACAGCCUGCUGGAGAAAAAAACCUGCAUCCCAAAAGAGGAGGAGACAUUACUGGAAAUUCAGGUGAGUGAAAAAGGCACAGUGCCGUUCGUUUACUAAGGUGGAUAAAUUGUCAUAAAAUAGUGAGAGAGGGUGAAAUGCUCCAAGUCUUAACCAUCACCUUUUUCAUGUGUGCAGUCUUAGACAUUUCUAGGGAGGGGGUCCCAAAGGGGGCAGAACAUAACAUCAAAAGCAUACCGUGAAAGGCUACAGAGUAGAUUUUACAGAGAACAAAAACCUCCCUUUGCACGAUUUCAGCUCUGCACAGGUCACUUAGGGGAGACCGGGGCUUGUUGUCACACUUUUUACUCUCGUAUAUUUCAUGGAAUCCAUACAUCAUAUAUAAACAUGAUGUGAACCGCAGAGUUAUAACCAAUCAAAGCGAGAGUGUGAACAUGUGACGUGUUGCCCCACCAUGGGUAGUUGAAACCGCUUUUCUGGUCCGAGUUUGAUUCAUGAUAAAACCGUGGAAUAUUACUGAGGUUAAUGUUACUGAGAAAUGUUCAGAAGGCUCAAAAGCAGCGAUUUGGUAUAAAAAAUAAGUAAAUAUAUUGAUAAAGCACUUAUAUUAACAAAACAACUGCUAAUUCUAGGUGUAUCUUAAAGUUAGUUUAAAUCAGAACAAUGACCACAUGUGUCACUGGGGGGAUUUUUAUCUGGACGAAGCUUAUUUUAAAAUAUAUAGUUAAUUUUUUUUUACUUUGGGCUGUGCAAAAUGGUUUAUCAGCGCUCAUCUCAGCUCACAAUGUGCUCUUCUCUUCUCAGACAGUAUAUGACCCCUGACUAAAGGAAUAAAACUAGUAUUCCACUUUUUAGUUGCGCCCUCUGGUGGCAAAGAUAAUUGCAAUGUGACAACUUACCCAUGUGACAACAAGCCCUGGUCUCCCCUACUUUAAACAUUAUCAACCCUCCUCACUCUAGAGCUCACUCUGAUUUUACGCCAAACUUUUACUGAUAAGGUCAGGGUGAAAAUCUCAGCUGUUUGCAGCCCCUUCUGAGAAUUUAGGGGAAGUUUUUAGGGGUUUGUGCAUAUGUAUAUGAAGCUGAUGUAUCUCGUAAUCCUCAGCAUCUUCUAUAACUCCCACUCUUUCUAUAUGUGCGACUGCGCUCCGUAGAGAGUUCUGGAGGCGGAGGAAAACGGGGACGGUUUCCACGAUGACGAAGACUUUGAGCUGGAUACUCCAAAGAGAAAGAACAGAAACAGAGGCAAAGUGAGUGUCCAAGUGUUUCUAUUUAUGGGGUAAAAAAGGAUUGUAACGUUGUUUAGACGAUGCAAAAUUGAUGACAUGGAGGAGUCACACUGAUUUUACAGCAUCUUUUCACAAUUCAAGGAGCAUUAUAUCGACUUUUUAGCCACAUCUUAGGGUACGUGAACCUCGUUUUUGACAUAAAUCCAUCAGUAAACUUCAUAAAAUUAAGAAGUCACAUGUUGCUGUUAUCGCAGAUUUGUUGUGAAAUGUCUAAACAGGUUAAAAGUAUCACAUAUGUUGUAGUGACUAUGCUGACCUGAAUUUUAGUCACUGUCAGGGUGCGGGAGUGAGGUGUUUUUGACACGCUUCAUGUGCAAUCAAAUGUCCAAUCUAAGGUUAUUGUUGAGUUAUAUUUUUGCCAUUUAUUGAUUGAAUGAAAAGCAAACAAAAAAGACAGAUACGUCAAUGGUGAUGUUCUUGAUGAGGGUGAGAGUGGUGCAAGAGAUUACCGUUAAAAACCAUGUGCUCUUCCCUUUGUAGCAUUUACCUGAAGUGCCCCUUGUGGUGACUGUGCGAGUAACAAAACAAAAGCCCCAUAAAUAAUAGAGAUAAAAUGUCUCAUACAUAUGUGUUUGUUUCCUUUUUAGAACAGAGGAUCCAGUCGCAGAAGGACAGAACCUGUUAACUUGGACGACCAGGACAAACCCUACGUCUGUGACAGUAAGAGAAAUAGACGGAUAACUCUUUGUGAAUCAUGUGAUCACAGUUUAGUUAGUCUAACUUAGUCCAGAUUCAUACUGUUUUCUAAAUCCAGAGGAAAUACAGAAAAAGAAUCUAAGGAUACUGUUUUUCGAAUUUUAGGUUUCAUAAUCCAAACUAGACUGGUUAUAUUUUCACAUCCUCCAAUGAUAGUCCCUACUUCUUCUGUUUCUGAGAGCCCGCCCUCUGCAGCAUGAAGAAAGGGUUUGCUGUUAACGCAGACCUGACUAGCAUGCCUCUCGCGUACUUGGGCAGAAUCCCUCGGGCUUGGGGGGGGGUGUGUGGACGGAGACGGCCUCGCUCCAACAAAUGAAUCUCAUCCUCAUUUUUGUGUCUUGUUCUGUCUUUCCUUUAUUGUUUGCUUUUGUGUCUUCUCUGUUCCAGAUAGAUACAAACAAAAGCAUAACUCAAAAAAGGCUGAAGAAGGUAUAUGAAACUGUCGCCAUCUUGUCUUCCUUAGCGGCAACCGUGAACUGUCUUUUAUGAUCGGCCUUUUUGCUCAUGGGCAUCUGGUGUGGGAAUGGCUGACUGACUGCUAAUCUUAAAACGAUAUCUGCUGCUUUAAAUGCUUUUCUGCUAGUCCGGGCAUCAGUGCAAGCAUUUUGCAUGACACUAACGCUACGCCAUGUGCCUUCAUGCUUGCUCAUUGCAAGGCAUGCAUCGAUAAUGCUCGUGUAGCAGCUGCUGUCGCACUGGAUGAUGCAUGUUUCUCAAGGCCUAACUAGCAGUGAUGUGAUCCGCAGAUGUAGCCAUUGUAGAAGCCUUCGCAGCGGAUGGCGUUUCUUGAAAAUUUCACAUGGGUCCAUUUUUAACCGUGUGGUCGGAUUGGCAGCAAGUUAACAAGGACGUGGAGGAGCUUUGUGGUAAAAUAUGCUAAUCUGGUUACAGAGGAAUGGCUGCAGAUUUGGAGAAGAAAGCAGCUGGAAAAAAAAAAGAAAAACACAACAAAAAGAGACUUCUAUGAUGGCUACAGCUCUAGUGUGAUAGUGGAAAAACCCCAGGAGCUUCGACAAUGGUAGACUGUAGAUCCUAGUUUCCCUAUAAUUAGUUUACAACAUGUUUCCAAACCGAUCCUCUUUAUAUCUUUGAGUUUCGACUUCAUGGCUUCACAGAGCAGCGAAAAGGCGCCUGUCAAGCUGUUUCUAGACCGAUAGUUGUAAGCCGAUACUUAAACAUGUGUCCCUCCCUGUGUACACAACAUUAGAUAUCUAUCCUGUUUCUUUAAAAUAGCUUCUUGGUUGUAUGUAUUUCACCAAAACACCUCUUUCUCUCUUUGUUUUUUCAGUUUUUACUGUACGUGCAUCACAUAGGUGGCAUUUCAUUCAACAAACACCCCUUAAAAUAACUGUGUUUAAUCGUUUUUUGCUACUGAAUUGUGAGACAAAGUUUAAGACUCUUUUUCUUCCCUUAUUAUAGCUCCACUGCUGUUUAUUUCACAGGGGAUUGCACUCCUCUAAUCACCCUGUGGUGUUUUAUCUUUAGUCUGUGGAAAGCGCUACAAAAACCGCCCAGGCUUGAGUUACCACUACACCCACACUCACCUGGCAGAAGAGGAGGGUGAGGAGGAGGAGAAGGAGACGGAGAUGUCUCUGUCUCCUCCACGUUGCUCCGACAACCAUAAACGUAAGAUCAUUUAAUCACAUAGGAUGACAACGCUUCAGGAAAAGAUGAUUGACAGCUGGUCUCUUUGUAUGACAGCUCAGAAGGGCCCAGAUGGCACAAUUAUCCCCAACGACUACUGUGACUUCUGCCUGGGAGACCAGGACUCAAACAGAAAGACGGGCCAGGCUGAGGAGCUGGUGUCCUGCUCUGACUGUGGACGCUCUGGUGAGUCUCUGUUAUCCACAACAUGGAAGGUCAAAGAUUCAUGGUCUUUGUUGGUGCCAACGUAAAAGUAAUUCUUUCUUAAAGGGAUAUUCCGGCGUAAAAUUAAGUUAGGGUCAAACACACCAUAACACCGAGUUAGACACCCCAACCGCUUACUUCUCUAGUUAUACAAACUUCAGUAACGACCGCAUGAUAGCAAUACAGGGAGCCAUGCGCUCAACCAAAAACACCACUUUAUAGCCACAAAUAAGGCUCAGAACAGCACCUAACUUCAUCAACAGGACAUACAGGGUCCCAGCCAUAGUACUAGCCACCAAACAUCUUUUUAACUUUUCCUAAUUUCUUUAGCAAAGAGACUAAACACAACUCACCCACUCUCUUCCAGCAGCCGCUUGUUUGUACAGAGGACUCGGGCCAGUCCAUCACGACUGCUGCGGGGUGACGCAGCUCAAGAAAGAACAUUUAUGAUUGUUUCUUUAUCAUUUCCUUGAAGUAAUAAUCACCAUAUUAAUCAUUUUGCACUGCAGACGUGGUAGUUCUUCUGCCUUAGCGUUUCAGUCUGAUUGCAUUUCCAUGAAGAAAUGAUCAUAAAUGUUCUUCCUUGAGCUGCGUCACCCCGCUGCAGUAAUGGACUCGCCCUGAGGGCUCCAUACAAACAAACGGCUGCUGGAGGAGAGACGGUGAGCUGUGUUUAGUCUCUUUGCUAAAGAAAUUAGGCAAAGUUAAAAAGAUGUUUGGUGGCUAGUACUAUGGCUGGGACCCUAUAUGUACUGUUGAUGAAGUUAGCUGCUGUUCUGAGCAUUAUUUGUGGCUAUAGAGUGGCUUUUUGGUUCAGGUUUGUUGUGUAUUGCUAUCGUGCGGUCGUUACUAAAGUUGGUAUAACUAGAGAAGCAAGUGGUUGGCAACAAUCAUUUCUCGAGGGGGUGUCUAACUCGGAGUGUUUAACCCUAACUGGAAUAUCUCUUUAAUCCCUGAAGCCAUAGGUAGGAUUUCUAUAACCAAGAAAGAAAAACCAGCCUGACUAGUCCCAUCCUUUUCAGGCCGUGGUUAUAUCCUGCCUUCUUUUGAGCCGUAUCUUUACCUUCCCGAACUGCCACAGCUCAUUUCCUCAUUUUUUCCUACCAUAACACUUCUGCACUAAAUUUCCCUCCAGUCAUGUUUACGUCUUUGUUCACUCAUCACGGGCUGAUAAAGUUUGAGUGUUUCUGGCAGCUUUCCCAGCAGAUAUAAAUCAGUUCAUCUUUGAAUUGAACUCAUUGUGGCUCAUUGAUGUCUCACUGAUAUCAGGAUGAAACCAAUUAGCGUGCGGAUGAGACACAGAGAGAGCUGUGAAGCUCUGAAGAGGCUUUUACUGACACUGAUAAUAGCUGUGAGACUUUUAUCAUGAAGACAGGGAACCAGCAAGAGUGAGAUAGUAUCCAGCUAUUGUUACAUUAGCUGCUGUUUUAGUGUUACUGAUGAAGUUUAUGCUUUCUCACCUCUCCCUACAGGUCACCCCACAUGUCUGCAGUUCACUGACAACAUGAUGCAGGCAGUGAGGACGUACCAGUGGCAGUGCAUAGAGUGCAAAUCCUGCAGCCUGUGUGGCACCUCAGAGAACGACGUAAGCAAACAUGCAGCCUUACAUAUAUUGGUAAACUAGGAGAGAGGAGUCACAGCUAAUGCAUUACAAUGAGUUUAGUUGCUUCUGCAAUUCCUAGAUUAACUCUGACAUCUGUUUUUCUAAAGAAGCGUGACAAAAAUUUAGCAAAUUUGGAUAAAUGAUGUAGGUUUGGGUGAAUUCCUAGUUCUGUAUGAAUGUAUCGUGAUAAAUGUGGCAGCGUUUUGGACACUCUUGUUCAAGUAUGUGUCACUUUUUGUUGCAGAUAUCGACCAAAACUUUCUCUUUUAACUUUAGCUUGUAACUUCAGGGUCACACAUUUCUGUUUAGGACAUUUUAAAUGCAAAAAUUUCACACAUUGAAAUCUUAACUGCUUAUCCAAUAUGUUUCGACUCCUACUUGGAUGUGUGUGAAAACUCGGUUAGUGUCGAUUUUGGCGCCCUCUCUGGACAGAUCAGCCUUGACUUAUCUGGUCCUUUACAUGCUUAAUGAAGUAGUAUUUUAGGACCAAAAAACAUCAUUCUGCUGAUUUUUGAUGGUUAAAUGUGUGAUUUAUUGAGAAUACUUUGUGAGAAAACUCUAAAAAAGUAAAACUGUCCUUUUAUGUUUUUCCUUCCAUGUAAAAUAUUCGCUUUAAAAGACACAUUUGACCGUCAAAAGUCGGCAAAUUUCUUUCAGGCGCAUGUAUUUUCUGCCCUCUGCACAUAUUCUACAUAUUUUAUGUUUUUAAGAUGUUUUUUCUUCUUUUAAUGCAGGACCAGCUGUUGUUCUGUGACGACUGCGACAGAGGAUACCACAUGUACUGCCUGAAGCCUCCGAUGACCCAACCUCCUGAAGGUACUGCUCUUGUAGUUUUAACCGGGGAUCAGGGGGAUUACGCUGCACAUGUACUGUCACACUCAUGUUCUGUAUGUUCUGUAAGCAAAGACUAUAUAUGGUGAAAAGCAAAGAGGACAAGGAUUUCACCCUCUCUGCGUCCCUCUUUGUCUCCACAGGGAGCUGGAGCUGUCACUUGUGUCUGGACAUGUUAAAAGACAAAGCCUCGGCGUACGGAGAAGCAUAACUCCGACCGACAAACACGAGGAUAUAUCACAAACUUCUACCUACAGAUUAACUGUUUGACCCACACAGAUGCACACACUCAUUCACACACACACACACACACACACACACACUCCAGUGCAUUAGCAGGCUCAGGGCAGUUGUUUGACCUCUCGUACAGCUGAGCUAAACUCCAGAUGCAAACAGCGUUGUCUUACAGCCGGCCUGCCAUCCAGUCAUUUCUCUACCUCACCACUCAGCUGACGGCAAAAACGCCAAAGCAACAUUCGUAACGGCCAACACUGUGUAGCGCGUACGUUCGUGAAACACACGCUAACUUAAACCAAACACACAGAUUUUUUUCCUGAUUGAAAUUAAUUUGAGUUUGAGGAGCGGAGCUGCACAGCCACGGGAACCUAAAGUGGUUUUGACUGAGGUUUGUUUAAACGUCUCCUCCCGUCCCUCCUCCUCCUCCUCUCCUGUGUUUACGCUCUACAGUGACAUUCCUGUUUUAUAUCAGCGCGGACUCCACUAGUUACGCUAUAAUUCACAGGUUUUGUCAAGCUUGGUGAAAGUUAUAUCCACUGCUGAGGGGAUGCAAAGCAGUAAAACAGAUGGAAUAUCAUUUCUGUUGGAGAAAAAAAACACAUCUGUUUUUUGUGUAUUUUCAGGUUACUAUGGUGCUAAAUUUGACACAACAAAGAACCAACAUUUCUUCCACUGUAUAGAUUGGUCUAAUGUUAGUGUCAAGAUCAUGGUCUAAUGUGGAUCAGCAGUUCCUAAUUGUAUUUGUAAUAACUCCCCAAUGCUGAUAAAAUGGCUGUAUUGUUAAAUAUUAAUCCAUUAACACAGACGUAAACUGUUGAUUCUGUUCAAAAGGAAAAUAUAGGAACAUUCCCACAAUCCAAGAGAUUUAAUCCAAACACUGUAUCCAUUAAGAUCGAUGGAUUAUGUCAAAUCCACAAGGGUGGUGUCCUCUUACUCCGGUUGUCUGUGAUCCGUCUUACCCUGUUAGAAAAGGGACCGGAUCCUCUGUCUUUUUCAGGUACCUCAGCGUAGAUACUGAGAGUGAUGGGCGCUCAUUUAAGCGAUCCAGAUCAUUUGGCUAAGUGGUAAAAGUUAGGGAGCUCUAAAAUGACACUGGAGAAAACUAAGUGUUUUUCAAAUUAAAGGGAUAUUCUGGUGUAAAAUUAAGUAAGGGUCAAACACACCGUAAUACUGAGUUAGACACCCCCUCAACCAAAACGCCACUCUAUAGCCACAAAUAAUGCUCAGAACAGCACCUAACUUCAUCAACAGGACAUAUAGGGUCUCAGCCAUAGUACUAGCCACCAAACAUCUUUUUAGCUUUGCCUAAUUUCUUACGAAAAGAGAUGAAACACAACUCACCAUCUCUCUUCCAGCAGCCACUUGUUUGUAGCGAGACCUUGGGCCAGUCCAUUACAGACUACUGCAGGGUGAUGCAGCUCAAGGAAGAACAUUUAUGAUAAUUUCUUUAUGGAAAUUAAAUGGACUGGCCCGAGGUCUCACUAAAAACAAGCGGCUGCUGGAAGAGAGAUGGUGAGUUGUGUUUCAUCUCUUUUCGUAAGAAAUCAGGCAAAGUUAAAAAGAUGUUUGAUGGCUAGUACUAUUGCUGGGACCCUAUAUGUCCUGUUGAUGAAGUUAGGUGCUGUUCUGAGUAUUAUUUGUGGCUAUAGAGCGGCGUUUUGGUUGAGUGUGUGGUUCUCUGUAUUGCUAUCAUGCGGUUGAUACUAAAGUUGGUAUAAGUAGAGAAGCAAGCGGUCAGCAACAUUCAACUCUCGACGUGGUGUCUAACCCAGUGUUACGGCGUGUUUGACCCUAACUUAAUUUACGCCGGAAUAUCCCUUUAAGCGAUCCAGAUCAUUUUGCUAAUCAGUAACAAGUCACCUCGUUCGCGCCUCCCCAGUCUUGAAACCAUUCCUGUAAAUUCAAAAAAAAGUGCUGUGUGUUUAUUAUCAGCCCUUUAUACAUGACUGUUUGAGAGCAGCAGGGUGGAGGAUAAUAACACGUCCUGAAUAAACAGUAUUUAAUGUUCAGUCCUGUCUGGAUGUUGUCGCAGGUUUUUCAUACAGUCAUAGAAUAAACCAGAGUAAAUUUAGGACAUUUACCAUGUGUGUUAACUGUAAACCCAUAAAAAAAUAACCCAUUCUACUUAAUUUAACUCUGCCUCAGUAUGUCAGUGCUCUUUAAAUACAAGAUCGACAAUGAAUAGAAGAAAAAGUCAAGAUUUACAGCUCUAGAUGCCCCUCAGUGGGAGUCCUGACAGGAUACCAGAAACUGCAUUUGUCUUUUUAAUUGGGAGUUUGUAUCUGAUAUUGUCUUUCCACUGACAAUCAUGAACUAGCAUAGAAACAGUACAUGUUGUUAAUAAUAAGAAUAAUAAUAAUAUGCAGAGGUUUUUUAUUGUGCUUUUGUUACGUUUGUUUAAUGACCCUUUUUAUCUUCCUUUAAAAAAUGUUUUGCAUUUAAUUCUCAUUUGAUGCCAUCAGCUAUGGUGAUUCAAAACGUGUGAUGUGUUUUUGUAAAAGUAAAUGUUAUGUUUUUGUGAUAAAAUAAAGACUUUUACAUACA
This is a messenger RNA of Xyrichtys novacula (pearly razorfish), 24024 nucleotides long. Lineage: Eukaryota; Metazoa; Chordata; Actinopteri; Labriformes; Labridae. The record is from the annotation of a GenBank genome assembly.